Seriola dumerili (greater amberjack) is the source of this 2985-nucleotide messenger RNA. It is a transcript of the gene whrna, whose product is annotated as whirlin. NCBI's taxonomy places the organism in Eukaryota, Metazoa, Chordata, Actinopteri, Carangiformes, Carangidae. Gene Ontology annotation, cellular component: stereocilium tip; stereocilia ankle link complex; plasma membrane. The record is from RefSeq and is a predicted model, not a curated record. Gene Ontology annotation, molecular function: protein binding. Gene Ontology annotation, biological process: auditory receptor cell stereocilium organization; sensory perception of sound. Bases 1 to 2985 code for a protein of 994 amino acids. The transcript is spliced from 12 exons.
AUGAGCAGCACCGACCUGGAGCGCAUGUCGCUCAGCUCCUCGGCCAACUCGGUGGCCUCCAGCGCGCGGACGCUGUCGGCCAACGUGAGAAAGCUGCACAACGCGCUCAACCUCCUACUCAACGACUUCGAGAGGGAGCAGUUCAUCCACUGUCUCAACGUCUACCACUCCAAACGCAACGUGUACGACCUGGUGCAGACCCUUAACGUCAUCCUCAACGCACCCAGCAAGCGGCAACUUCUGCCCAUGCUGCGGCUGGUCAUCCCCCGCUCUGACCAGCUUCUCUUCGAGCAGUACACCUCGGAGGGCCUCUACUUGAAAUCGGAUUUAGUUGCAAGCAAUGGCAACGCUGAAACUCCACCGGGCGACUUCCCCAGCGCCAGCCCGACUCCCCCGGGGCAUUUCUCGCCGAGCAACCCGCCUGAGUUUCAGGUGGCGUUGCGUGGCUCGCCGGACAGCUUCAGCACCAGCAGCGACGGGACAGCUCCCCUGGUGCCGCUGCUCGGGAGGAACUUUAUCCACGAGCCGCCGGGAGAACUGCGGCAGGUGACCAUGAAGCGGCACAAGAGCAACGAGGGCCUGGGCUUCAGCAUCCGCGGCGGGUCGGAGCACGGGGUCGGCAUCUACGUGUCCCUGGUGGAACCGGGGAGCCUGGCAGAGAAAGAGGGACUCCGGAUCGGUGACCAGAUCAUGAAAGUCAACGACAAAGUCUUCGACAAAGUCACUCAUGCUGAAGCAGUGAAGGUGCUGAAGGGCAGUAAAAAGCUUUGUCUCUCUGUGCGUUCAGUCGGGCGAAUUCCUGGCGGCUAUGUCACCAACCAUGUUUAUACCUGGGUCGACCCUCAGGGUCGGAGUGUAUCCCCUCCUCCCGACCUGCCUGAGCAUCGCAGCGCGACCCUGAGGAGAAGUGACAGCCAGCGGCGCAGCAACAUGCAGCUACUGCAGGAGGGAGAUGAGAAGAAGGUCAACUUGGUUCUGGACGACGGCCGGUCUCUUGGUCUAAUGAUCCGGGGGGGAGCAGAAUAUGCUUUGGGUAUUUACAUCACCGGAGUGGACCAGGGAUCAGCAGCAGAGUGUGGAGGACUUAAGUGUCUGCCUGGUCCGUCCUCGCCGCCUUGCUCAGCCCCUCCCGCCACGCCUCUCUGUUCCCUCCCCUCCCUGCAGGUCGGCGACCAGAUCCUGGAGGUGAACGGCCGCAGCUUCCUGAGCAUCCCUCACGACGAGGCCGUCAGGGUCCUGAAGUCGUCGCGUCACUUGAUGAUGACAGUGAAAGACGUGGGCCGCCUGCCGCACGCCAGGACGGUGGUGGGAGAGACCAAGUGGAUUGCCAGCUCCCAGAUCGCAGAGAGCUCCGCCAACAGCAGCGUGGCAGGCUUCUCAGUGGACCAAGGAGCAUCUGCAGCAGGAAAGCCUGGGUUUUAUAAGGGUGUGGCAGGCUCACAGGUGACUCUGUCCAGCCUGGUGAACCAGUCCCGGGCCAUGCUUGACGAGCAGGCGCGCCACCUGCUGACCGAGGUGGAGCGGCAGACCAUGAGCUACUACGUGGAGGAGUACCGGGACGGCCACAUCGGCGUGGAGCAGCUGGUCAUGGCGUUGUUCGAGCUGCUCAACACUCACGCAAAGUUUUCUCUCCUGUCAGAGGUACGAGGCCUGGUCACGCCGCAGGACCUGGAGUGUUUUGACGGGAUGGUACUGCGACGUGAGAUUCAGGCUCUGAAGGCGCGGCAGGGCACAGCUGGAGCCACAGCCCUGCAGCCAGAUGCCCUGUCUAUGGUGUCGUACCCUGAUACCCUGACCUCGUCCUCAGCCAGCUUCAUGACCAACACCACCCUCAGCUCUGCGCGGAACAACAGCGUGGUGGAGAGUAAUGAGGAGGAUCCUCCGGAGAGUCUGAACACGCUGCUGACCGACAUCUCUCUGGAUGACGUACAGUCCACCACCGCCGAAUCCCCCCCCUCCUUCAAGCCUCCACCCCCACCGGGGGUGCAGAGGCGCUCGAGUAGACGAGAUCAGCUCAACAAAUGCCCCUCGUCCGAAUCCUCCCACUCAGGCUUGUACUUCACAGCCCCGAACUCCCACAACCAAAGUAAAGAGCCAGGACACAGCCCUGCCUCACCCUCACUGCACCACAAACGAGAACAUCCCAGGGACCCGUCUCGGGACUAUGCGGCCAUCAGAAAGAGAGAGCCUUCGGUACCAUCCAAGAAAGAACAAAUCACAGCUGCUCAGUUGUCCAUGGUCACCCAACACAACAUCGGCCCUUUCCCCAGGGUCCAGUCCCCCAACAGAGGCACCAAACCUGCUGCCCCGUCCCCUUCACCUCCACCUCCACCUCCACCUCCACUCCCUGCUCCUCAUCCACCCCCAUCUCUACCCCUUAAGCCAGUGUCCAUGUCCAAAGCCUCCCCCGCUUCCUCUCCUGGCUCUAAACAGCAGUUUGUUACAGUGGAGGUUCACAGGCCCAACGCAGAGCCCGAUGUCAACGAAGUGCGGCCGCUGCCGCAAGCUCGAGGUGGUGCCCUGUCUCAGCUGUCAGACAGCGGCCAGACCCUCAGUGAGGACAGUGGUGUGGACAUAGCUGAGUCAGGACACAUCAGCAAAGACAGCAGCCCCCAUUCCUCACGCACACGCCUCCCCCGAGACACCCAGGGAGGCGGGGGGGACAACCCCUCCAAACCGCCAGGGCUGUUGGAGCCCACCUCUACACUAGUGAGGGUGGCAAAGAGUGCCAGCACCCUGGGUAUUGCCAUUGAAGGUGGAGCCAACACUCGCCAGCCGCUACCACGAAUUGUCACAAUACAGAGGGGUGGUUCAGCUCAUAACUGCGGCCAGCUGAAGGUGGGUCAGGUGAUCCUGGAGGUAAACGGGGUUUCCCUGAGGGGCCGCGAGCACAGGGAUGCUGCACGCCUCAUCGCCGAGGCCUUCAAGACCAAAGAGAGGGACCACGUGGACUUCCUGGUGACGGAGUUCAAUGUGGCGCUAUAG